Dovyalis caffra is the source of this 573-nucleotide messenger RNA. The record is from the annotation of a GenBank genome assembly. Lineage: Eukaryota; Viridiplantae; Streptophyta; Magnoliopsida; Malpighiales; Salicaceae.
AUGACACUCUUGGGUAAGUUGGAGGGGGAAGUAGAGGUCAAAGUUUCUGCUGAAACAUUUCAUGAUAUUUUCAGCUGCAGACCACACCACAUCUCCAAUAUGAGCCCUGCAAAGGUACAGAAUGUUGAUCUACACGAAGGUGACUGGGGGAAGCCAGGCACUGUAAUCUGCUGGAGUUAUGUACAUGACCAGUUAUUUGUAACUGUACCUUAUGAGAAGAGAACGGAUGCCUGCCUUCAUCUAGGCGAUCUAUCAUCGCCAGCUUCUAAGUUUGACUAUGUCGAGGGGGUUUCUAAGAUUGCUAAGGAGGUUAUUGAAGCUAUAGAUGACGUGAAGCUGUCGACCACCUUCAAAGUGAUUGAAGGAGACAUCACCACGGAGUACAAGAACUUCAUACUUAUCGUUCAAGCUACUCCCAAGGGAGAUGGUAGCUGCGUGGUUAACUGGACUUUGGAAUAUGAGAAGCUGAAUGAGAAUAUUCCAGAUCCUCAUACAUUGCUUGAGUUUUGCAUCCAGUGCAGCAAAGACAUUGAGGAUCACCACCUUACCCAGCUACCAGUGGCUCAGGCAUGA